GGCACCGCUCGGCUGUUUUGUUUUCCUGUUAGCUUUUAGCAUCUCAAGCUUCUGUGAAAGAUGCCCGCGUCUGUCAUGAUGGCUGAACUGGAUGAAAAGCUGUUGUUGCAGUUUGAAACACAAGAGCUGGAGGCUCCUGGUGGCAUUGCAACUCCUCAGGUGUAUUCCCAGCUAAUGGUCCUAUAUCUCCUUCACAAUGACACGAACAAUGCCAGAUAUCUUUGGAAACGGAUACCCCAAGCAAUUAAAACAGCAAACCCAGAGUUGGCAGCUAUAUGGGCUGUAGGACAACAUAUAUGGCAGCGGGACUUUCCAGGGAUCUACAGUGCAAUUGCUGCUUUCCAGUGGUCUGAAAGCAUUCUGCCUGUUAUGGAAGCAUUAAGAGAAUCCACACGCAGGAGGGCAUAUGUGCUUGUAGCUCAAGCUUACACUUCAAUUAGUGCAGAAGACUUUGCUGCCUUUGUAGGAUACUCUGUAGAAGAGGCAGUGAAAGGUGUAGUUAGUCAUGGAUGGCAGGCAGACCCAAACACCAGGAUGAUCAUGCCACAGAAACCAGAUCCACCCCCGGUUUCUCUGGUUCCAAACGAACAACAGCUGGCCAGACUUACCGACUACGUGGCUUUUCUUGAGAACUGAUAAGAACCCCGCCCUCUCUCAUCCUCAUCCCCACCAACUCUCAGAUACUCUGUUUUAUGGAAGAAAACGUCCACGCUCUUCCGUCUGGUGUCCAGGACUCUUUCAGACUCAUCUGUUGUGCCCAGUGAACAGUCAUCAAUGUCUCUCUCACUUUUUGUUUUAUAUCUUUCACAAUGAUAUACGACAAGAUUUUCAAGACUUCGAGAUAAAUCUGCUUUGGAAUGUGACACUGAUGUCAAGACUGUAAAUUAUUAUUUUUCAGCAUAAAUACUUUGAUUUAUCCAUGCCUAAUGUUUUUGGCUCUGUGUUAAUAAGACAUGUUUACCUUGUCUCAGUGUCACAGAUCGAACAUGUACUCUUUCUGCAUCACUGGGUAAAGCAGUGUUAAGCUUGAAUUUUGUAUUAAAAAAGAAAAAUGU
Molecule: messenger RNA, 1055 nt
Organism: Triplophysa rosa
Lineage: Eukaryota; Metazoa; Chordata; Actinopteri; Cypriniformes; Nemacheilidae
Gene: cops8
Product: COP9 signalosome subunit 8
Exons: 7
Coding region: 61-636 (191 amino acids)
Biological process (GO): protein deneddylation; COP9 signalosome assembly
Cellular component (GO): COP9 signalosome
Source: RefSeq, a predicted model, not a curated record